This is a messenger RNA of Cebus imitator (Panamanian white-faced capuchin), 800 nucleotides long. RefSeq names its product olfactory receptor 2S2-like. Lineage: Eukaryota; Metazoa; Chordata; Mammalia; Primates; Cebidae. Gene Ontology annotation, cellular component: membrane. Bases 51 to 800 code for a protein of 249 amino acids. The transcript has 3 exons. Gene Ontology annotation, biological process: G protein-coupled receptor signaling pathway. The record is from RefSeq and is a predicted model, not a curated record. Gene Ontology annotation, molecular function: olfactory receptor activity; G protein-coupled receptor activity.
AAAGCCUGAUGUGCCACUCAGUACUUUGCUGAUGGCAGAGGGGAUACCACAUGGAAAAAGCCAAUGAGACCUCCCCUGUGAUGGGGUUCAUCCUCCUGGGCCUCUCUGCCCAUCCAAAGCUGGAGAGGACAUUCUUCGUGCUCAUCCUGCUGAUGUACCUGGUGAUCCUGCUGGGCAAUGGGGUCCUCAUCCUGGUGACUAUCCUUGACUCCCGCCUGCACACGCCCAUGUACUUCUUCCUGGGGAACCUCUCCUUCCUAGACAUCUGCUACACAACCUCCUCGGUCCCACUGGUUCUGGACAGCUUCCUGACCUCCAGAAAAACCAUCUCCUUCUCAGCCUGUGCUGUGCAGAUGGCACUCUCCUAUGCCAUGGCAGGAACAGAGUGCCUGCUCCUGAGCAUGAUGGCGUUUGAUCGCUAUGUGGCCAUCUGCAACCCCCUUAGGUACCCUGUGAUCAUGAACAAGGCUGCCUAUGUGCCCAUGGCUGCCAGCUCCUGGGUAGCUGGAAGCACUGCCUCCAUGGUGCAGACAUCCCUCGCAAUGAGGCUGCCCUUCUGUGGAGACAACAUCAUCAACCACUUCACCUGUGAGAUUCUGGCUGUCCUGAAGUUGGCCUGUGUUGAUAUCUCUGUCAAUGUGAUCAGUAUGGGAGUGACCAAUGUGAUCUUCCUGGGGGUCCCAGUUCUGUUCAUCUCUUUCUCCUAUGUCUUCAUAUUAUACUUAAUCAUACAGACAAAUGUAUUAUUUUUAAAAUCUCAGUUCUGGGUUCCCCGGUCCGCAGGCACCACCAAACACUAA